Physella acuta is the source of this 411-nucleotide messenger RNA. RefSeq lists its product as uncharacterized. NCBI's taxonomy places the organism in Eukaryota, Metazoa, Mollusca, Gastropoda, Physidae. The record is from RefSeq and is a predicted model, not a curated record.
AUGGCCAAGUUGAUCCUGUCUGUCGCUGUUUUGUUUCUCUGUGGAGCUCUGGUGGCUGGGGAGAGGGACGUCCGCAACCUAGCUCUACUGCAGACAUUGCUGGGAAGUGCCACAGGGGGAUCCACGCUGCCACCCUCCCCUCUCAAGACUCUGUUUGAUUCGUUGAUUGCCAAGUUGAAGGCCGACCCAUUCUACUCAACCCUGGCCAGCAGGAUUACCCUUCUGAACUACAGCACAUACCUGCCACUCAUCCAGACAGCUUUAAGCAAGAAUCCAGCAUUGGCCGCAGUCGUUACUCAGCUGAAAGCUCUUGGCUAGAGUGUGACCUAUACACCUGACCUGAGAUAAGGAAAUGUUAUACAAAGGUUUUGUUUCGUAUCCUAUCUGGCAUUAAAAAAUAUUUUCAAGUUU